ACAUUUCCACCGUCUGCCAUUUAACUGCUGGCGUGGGCACUGUUGACACUUGGGCGUCUUGUACAGACCUAGAAUGAGCCACAACUGGUGUCUCCAGCAGAGGCUGGGUAUAACAGAGUUUGCUCUUGGAGCAGAGUGGCUGUACCUGGAUGUGGAGGAAUAAAAGACUUGGCCCUUGAUGAACACGAGACUCUGACUUGCCCUAUUAAUACCUAGAAACAGCCACUUUUAUGCUGAAGGUUUUGUUCUCCAAGGUGCUUUUUUUCAAGACUUAAAAACAGAUUUAACCCUUUAAAGAGAAUGCUUUUUUGGAGCACUCGGGGACUUGUCUCCUUUGGUUUUGUCUUUUAACUCUUAGUACAAUUUAGAUUUUUCCCUUUCUGCCACUGAUUUUAGAACUCUGGAAGCUGAAGCCUCCGCCAGCUGAACUUAAGAGUAUUUUAUUGGGGUUUUUCCUAACUGCCUCCCUGCUCCAGACACUGAAAAAUCAAGGCCUGUCUAUCGCAUCUUUGCUGAGACCGCAGUGCCUGCUGUCAAACUCCUCACGUGGGAUGAGACCGUGCUGGGAGCAUCUCUCCUGGGCAUUUUCCAAGAGUGGGAAAAACCUCGACUCAAACCUUGGGAUUUCUCCCUGACAGGCCCUGGAAGUGGCCUGACCCAGGGUAAGGUUUUAAAUGCUGAUGAUUUCCCCCAAACCACAAGUCAACAGGAUGCUCUUCAAGGUGGAAACAGACUUCUAGCAAAGCAGAUGGGUGAGCCCCAAAUCACUGUAACCUGCUGUACCUCUCAACCAGUUUUUCACUGGAUGUGGAAACCACCGCGGCCUUUUUGUGGUCUCCCACAGGGGAGCAGACGGCUACAGGCAGCCCACUCCACCCUUGCACCCAGCUCUCCCUUCUGUACUUAACCUAUGGCGCUUUCUCGUUCCCAUGGCAACAGGUCCUAAUGCUACCCAGAUCCCAAACACAAUCUGUCCCCCACGUUUCUUUAUCCAUCAGCUUUGCCUCCUAGCAACUGGAAUUUCUUCCCCCACUCUUUGCUUAUGUUCCAGCGGGCCUCUCCCUGGGGGAGGGAGGGAGUUCUCCCCCCCCCCCCACCCACCCCCGCAACUGCUCUUGUGUGACCUUGAGCAAGAACCUCCCUCUUUCUGGGCCUUGUGCCUCAUCUGCAUUAAGGAUAUUGGACCUUGAAGUUCUCAGCCCAAGUGUCCACUUUCUAAGUCACUUCUUGUCUAAGUACAUGCCUCCAAGUCCCAAGUUAGGGGGCCUUACAUGCCUCUGGUUCUGUGAUUCCAGCUUAUAGAGUUACUCUAGAUUUUUUUUUUUUUAAUGACCAGAGCUCAGAAAAUACUUUUUUCUGUAAAGCUUUAGCGUCAGGACCACAGAGGUCACCUUGUCCACCUUCUCACUUUUCCAGUGAGGACACGAGCACUAGAGAAGGCUUGUCCAAGUCCCUGGUUUGUCAGUGGCAGAGGCGGGACAGUUCCCUUUCCAUCUGAGUACUCUGCCUUUGGGUGAAUAAUUGACAGCUUUUUGCAGGACUUUAUGCAGCAGAUUUUCCAACCUCGUGUCUGUUAGGAACUGAGCUGAACGGCAGGAUAGCAAGGGAGCUCCCAACUCUACACAUCCACACACACCCGAGAGCAAAACCAGCACAAUCUAUCACCUACCUGGGCCCCAGCAGGGUCUGGGCCGGGCACCUCUGAGGGCCCCCAUCCUUCAUCGCUCUAUAGGCAGAAACAAGCACCAGGGCAGGAGGCAGCAGAAAGAGACUAGUAUUUUUCAGCACAAGCAAAUUAUUUAAUCUCUCUGAGCCUCGCAGUUUCCUUCUCUGUAAUCCGAACAUAACAAUACCUACUCAGAGUUGUGAGUGUCUGGAACAUACUAGGUACUCAGCUGUGCAUUUCACACACACACAAACACACACACACACACACACACACAUUUCCAGGACUGUACCAUCAACAUUCCAUUCACAUUCUCUUAGUGGGUGAUGCUUAGCCAGUGUUUGGUUCCCCAGCCUCCCAGGAUGCCCGUGCCGCCUUUUCUCCUCCGAACAACAUACGAUAAAGGCUCGGAAUGCCGAGUAAGUUUAGCAUUGCCCAAACCAAGCAGAAUUCUUGACGUGGAGCCACAGUAUGGACGACCCAAAUCCAAGGGAUGAGCAUUUCUGAUUUCCUGAUACUCAGCAUCGCCUGCCUCUCGGACAUAGCGGAAGGUUGGCUGGGAUUGCACUGCCAUGGGAUGAGGGUCAAGGCUAGGGGUGGCGGUGAACAAGGAGAGGAGGACUAAAAUUGGCAGAUUUGGGUGGGCAAGGAGAAGUCGGGUCCUAAUGCACACCUCUGGUGCCGGCCCUGAGCACAAGGAAAAAUAAGGCAUUCCAGAUGAAAGUUGAGCCUGGACACAGAGUGUUCCAGGGACAACGAACAGGCUGGUCUGGCUGGAGUGGAAGUGUGAGCUAGAGAACCAGCAGGAGAGAACGCUAGAGAGCCGGAGUCCCAGAGUAUUAACAGCCAACCUCGGUCUGGCCUCGCCCUUCCUGUUGAAAGAAGAACCACAGAGAGCCAAGGAGAGAGAACUGUGUGUGGGGUCAGCAUGGGGGGCUACAGGAAGCUAUGCUUUCAGGAAUACAAGCAGAAGCCCAAGGGAACUAGAAACUCCAAGUUUCCCUUGCCCAGAGGACGGCCGUGGGCAACAGCAAAGCCAGAGAGAAGCUUCCCACACAGCCUCUGGAAAACUGUACCCUGUGCUCACAGAUGAAAAGACAAAUAAGGUCUCAGUGUUAUUAUGGAAAUACUUUUGACCUCUCAAACCCUCUAAAAGCAGUCCCCAUCCAAGGGUCCAAGAAAGAAAGGCUUGCCCCCCUAUACAAAAGCAGCCCAAGGCCCCCCAGGGGAGGAAUGGAGAAGAACCUGGGGGUGAAGGGUGUCCCCUGGGUAUGAGGACAGCUGCCUUAGGAAACACAGAACCUAUCUCUGUUGUCCCUUUUCUCCGCUCUGGGUUUCUGGCUUUGUUCCCCUCUGUCACCAACAUGCCUCAGCCCCAGUGGAGGGUGAAAGUGGCGUGCCACGGAGAACACUUUGGAGCCUUGGUGCCAUCAUUCGUGAAAUGAUUAUGCUACCUCAUAGCGCGACCUAAGGAGGGGAAACCAGUAAGACUUCCUGCCCAGGGCCUACUACAUAAUGUUCUGCAAACGGUAGCCAGAAAUGUCAUUAUACUGCCCCCACCCCCACCCUGUCCUGCCCUGCCCGACUCAGCCUGAGCAUGGCUAACACAAAACCCGUUAACAAGCCCUUUUCUCUCUCCCGGAGGACAGCUGGGCCAGGCUGGGUUUUUCCAAGAGAAUGUCGUCACAGAGGAAGAGGCAUGAAGUGGUCCAGGUGGCAGAGUGUGGGUUUUCUAUCCUGCAGCAGCAAAUGGCACGGACCGCCAGACUCCACCGCCUAGCUGAGGGCCUGCCCCUGUCCAAGGACUUGGCUCCUCUUCUCCUCUGCCCUUUUUCUGCAGCCUAAAGGGCCCAGGAAAAGGCAGCCAGCCCCUGAAGCUCCCCUAGUCACAUCGGCACAGACAGAAGAAGCCCAUACAUACGACGUUUUUCCUAUACUGGCUUAUCUCCUUGUCCUGGUCACACCGGUGCUUUAACAGGGACCUUCCAAAGACCCAGGCUUGGCUAAAUGCCCCAGUCCCCGGAUGGGAGGGCAGCAGGUUUUUCCAGGGCCCUUAGGGCUCAUAGGCCUUAAAGCUGCCAAACCUCGACACCUAGCUUCUAAGUCUCCCUUAUGCCUGCAUUGUCCUCCUUCCCACCCACCCCAGCUCACUCAGUACUUUGGGUGAGGUUAGGAAAGUGUCCAGUUCCCCUGGUCACACCCCCACCGAGCACCUGGUUUCCUCUGCAGGGUGUCCUCCACCACUGCCUGUGCCUUUAAGGACUGCUGCCCUGAGCCAAGCUCUUGACCUCAGCAUCCUCAGCUGAGUUGGAUUAAGGGACCCUUUCAUGCCUUUGCAAAUUCCUUCUGCCUGCGUCCUUCCCCCACACAGAGACCGAGUAGCCAGUAGCCUGAACCGGUCCGCCAAGGGCCGUCUGAAAGUCAGUCUAGUCUGGCAGCCCUUCCCCCAAGGGAGCAGAGGCUGCCCCUUGAUAGGCAGUUUCGGAUCAGGGAGUGGGCCCUUGGCAGUCUUGGGCUAUCACAGGGACUCCAGGAAAGCCAUGCAGAGCCUUGAGCCAUGAAGGAAUGCUCAGAUAUCAUCCUCUGUGCGGAGGCGACAGAGCUGAGCAAGACUGAGUUCUGCAAUCCUGCUUUUGAGCCUGAAUCAGGGCCUCCCCCACCGGCCUUCCGGGAGGAUGCCAGCUGCAGCGUCCCGGCUCCCUGGCAUGGUCGGCGGCCCCGAGGGCUGCAGCCAGAUUGUCACUUCUCCUGGCUCUGUGUCCUCCUGCUGGCCAGCCUCCUGCUCCUGCUGCUCGGGCUUCUGGUGGCCAUCAUUCUAGCCCAGCUGCAGACUACACCCCUGCCUGGGGCCUCCUAUCACCCACUGCCCACCCAAGGCUUCACCACCACCACCACCACCACCACCACCACCACCACCACCACCACCCCUACCACUCCCACCCCCUCUCCAGCAACAGGGAACCCUAAAGGACAGCUGAAGGAGGCAGGCAUGAGCCCCUCACCGCAGUCCUCCUGUGGGGGCCUCCUCCCUGGCCCAAGGGGCUUCUUCAGCAGCCCCAACUACCCAGACCCUUACCCACCCAACGCCCACUGCGUGUGGCAUAUCCAGGUGGCCGCAGGCCAUGCAGUACAACUCAAGAUUGAAGCGCUCAGCAUGGAAAGCGUGGCCUCCUGUCUUUUCGAUCGUUUGGAAAUCUCCCCUGAGCCUGAAGGCCCCCUCCUCAGAGUGUGCGGGAAGGUGCCUCCCCCUACACUCAACACCAACGCCAGCCGCCUCCGGGUGGCCUUCGUCUCUGACAGCAGUGUGGAAGGAUCUGGUUUCCAUGCCUGGUACCAGGCUGUGACCCCCGGGAACGGGAACUGUGCUCAUGACGAGUUCCCCUGUGACCAGCUCGUCUGCCUGCUACCUGACUCAAUGUGUGACGGUUUUGCCAACUGUGCUGACGGCAGCGAUGAGGCCAACUGCAGCACCAAGCUCUUGGGGUGUGGGGGGAAUCUGACUGGGCUCCAGGGCACUUUCUCUGCUCCCAGCUACCUGCAGAGGUACCCUCACCAACAGCUUUGCACUUGGCAUAUCUCGGUGCCUGCGGGACGUGGCGUGGAAUUGCAGUUGCACAACUUCAGCCUAGAAGCUCAGGACGAGUGCGAGCUGGACUACGUGGCGGUGUAUGAGACCAGCACCUCAGGGGCCCUGGGCCUCCUGGGCAGGUUCUGUGGAGCGGAGCCACCACCUCGCCUCAUCUCCUCCAGCCACCAGCUGGUGGUGCUCUUUAGGACAGACCGUGGCAUCAGCAGUGGGGGCUUCUCUGCCACCUACAGGGCCCUCAAUGCCACAGAGAAUCCCUGUGGGCCCGGAGAGUUCUCCUGCCGCGAUGGAGCGUGUAAGAGUCUGCAGUGGAUGUGUGACACGUGGAGAGACUGCACAGAUAGCAGCAAUGGCAACUGCAGCAGCCCCUUGCUCCCGCCCCCAGAGCUGGCCUGUGAACCCGUCCAGGUGGAGAUGUGCAUCGGCCUGAGCUACAACGCCACAGCCUUCCCUAACAUCUGGGUGGGCAUGGCCACCCAGGAGGAAGUGAUGGAGGUCCUCAGAAGUUACAAGAGCCUGACAAGUCUACCCUGUUACCAGAACUUCCGGAGGCUCCUCUGUGGGCUGCUUGUGCCCCAUUGCACCCCCACAGGCAGCGUCCUUCCCCCUUGCCGCUCUGUCUGCCAGGAGGCAGAGCUCCAGUGCCAGUCCGGCCUGGCUCUACUGGGCACCCCCUGGCCUUUCAACUGCAACAGGCUGCCUGAGGCGGCUGGCCUGGAGGCUUGUGCCCAGCCCUGACCCUAAAGCAGGCACCUGCCCUCUGCCUGCCCAUCCACCUUUGCCUAUCAGGGCGGGCAGGCAGGGGACUCUGCCCAUCCUCUCUGGAGCCUCCCAGGGAGGGGAAGAGGAGUCCCCAGAGGGGCUGAUGGAAGCUUCCCUGUCCCUUUACUUGCCCCAGCUCCACACCAUGCCAUUGACAGUGAGGACUGCUUCCCACCCAAGCCUCUGACCCCCAUUUCCUGUCUUCUGCCCUCCCCUCGCCACCUCCUUUUUCAGGUUCUCCAUCACCUGCCUUUUGACUUUUGUCAUUUAUUCAACAAAAAAGUAUUGAGUGCCUAGGAAUUGUGGCAGGCCCUGCUCUGAGUCCUGGGGAUCCAGUUGUCCGUCUGCCUCUAGAACUCUCCACCCUGGGUUCUCUGCUUCUAUUUCUCCUGGACUAGUCUGGUCCUUGGUCUCCAUCACCGCAUCACCUCUCCUUUAGCUCCUUGGAGCACUG
Acinonyx jubatus (cheetah) is the source of this 6468-nucleotide messenger RNA. RefSeq names its product membrane frizzled-related protein (gene MFRP). The transcript is spliced from 13 exons. Gene Ontology annotation, molecular function: protein binding. The coding region runs from base 4224 to 5990 and encodes 588 amino acids. Lineage: Eukaryota; Metazoa; Chordata; Mammalia; Carnivora; Felidae. The record is from RefSeq and is a predicted model, not a curated record.